Labrus mixtus (cuckoo wrasse) is the source of this 11367-nucleotide messenger RNA. RefSeq names its product dynein, axonemal, heavy chain 2 (gene dnah2). Gene Ontology annotation, cellular component: dynein complex. The record is from RefSeq and is a predicted model, not a curated record. Gene Ontology annotation, molecular function: dynein light intermediate chain binding; dynein intermediate chain binding; minus-end-directed microtubule motor activity. Gene Ontology annotation, biological process: microtubule-based movement. Lineage: Eukaryota; Metazoa; Chordata; Actinopteri; Labriformes; Labridae.
AUGGAAGACGAAUACUCCAGGACCAUUCGUCUGUUGUUUAUCCGAUGUGUGGCUCUUCCUGGUGUAACGGAGGAGUUGUGGACAGAGGAGAAUGAGACGGCUUUGGAUCAAUUCAUUGUUGACAACACAAUCACAACCAUGGUGGUGUACCUUGACACUGACUCCAAGCUGCGGGUGGAAUACUCCAUACCUGCUUUAAAAUGUAUUUUACAUGGACAGGUGGUGGAGCAGCUGUGCUAUUUUAUCCGCAAACCAGGAGCCAUUAUCACAGCAGAGACAUUUGAUUCAGCUGUACAGUUUGGCAUGCUUCAAGAAAACCCCAUCCAAAGGCUGCUCCAUGAAAUGAUCUGUUUGCAUGCACUGCCAGUCGCCCUCUCAACCUACAGCCAGAAGAGCAUCAAAGACAACUAUGCCAACAACAUGCACUGCUUCCUGGCCUGCCUCUCGGAAAGUGACUUCAGUUUACAAGUAGUUAAGAAAAUCCCAAUAGAAGCCCUACAGUGCAGUCCUGAGGCAAGAAAGGACAAGAAGCUGGUACAAAGAAUGGAGAGUGUUGUGAUCCACUGGACAGUUCAGAUCAAGGAGCUACUGAAUGAUCAAGAAGUAAUGGAGAUGGGGGACACAUGUGGCCCACUGCAGGAGAUAGCAUUCUGGAAGAACCGCUCUGCCAAACUUUUGGACAUCAGCCUGCAGCUACAAAAACCAAGGGUCAAACACAUCCAGAAGAUCCUGCAACUCUCAAAGUCUAUCUAUGAACAUCGCUUUUUCAAACUGGCCAAGGAGAUCCAGGAUUGUUCUUUACAAGCUAAAUCAAACCUGACCUACCUGUCCAUACUGAAGGAGCCCUUUGAAGAGUUUGCCAAGCUCAAGCUUAACCAAGUUACUCCUAAGCUGUGUCACAUUGUCAGUCUCAUUUGCAUCAUUUGGGUUAACUCCGACCACUACAACACUAAUGAAAGGAUCACUGGCCUCUUCCGCAAGAUGAGUAAUGAGGUCAUCAGCCUGUGCUUUAAAAGCAUCUCUCUGGACAGGAUCUUUGAAGGCUUUGUUUUAUCCAGCAAAAAAAACCUUAACGACUGUAUCCAGUGCUGCAUGUCCUGGAAGGAAGUUUACCAGAAUGCAUCAAAUGUUCAUACCAAGUGUUCUCCUAAAGGUUGGAUGCUGGACCAAACCAGCAUCUUUGUGGUGGUUGAUGCUUUUGUUCAGAGGUUCAAAGACCUGCUUGAGGUAUGUGACUGCCAGCAUCAGUUUGCCCGUUGGGAGGAUGGUCAGCAAAGGCCCCUGCCAUGCUUUAGUGGAGGACAAGGACCAGAGUUCACCCGGUCCCUCCUGGAGCUAGAAAGUAUCUUCCACCGUGGCCUGCAGAACCUGCGCUCUGUCGUUGAGAGCAUCUUUGAUGUCGAGAACACCAUUUGGUUCAGAGAAUUCAACAAGUAUAUUUCGUGCAGUAAUGAUGGAAAACUGGAAAUGAUGAUGCAGAACCUGAUCAGUUCCAUUUUUAAAACAGUAAACACAGUGGAGGAAGGAGUUCGGCUUCUGGACAUUUUUAGACCUUUGUCUACUCGAGAGGCUAUAAGGCGCACCACAGAAGAGAAGGUCGAAGAAGUGUACAAUGUCUUCAACAAGGAGCUUAAAAUGGUCAACAAGGAGUUGAACCAGAAGACAAGAGUUUGCCCUGACCAUAUACCUCCGAUAUCAGGACAGGCCCACUGGGUGAGGGCCCUCAGACAUCGCCUAGACAAACCCAUGGAGUUGCUUCAAACGGCCCAUUUUAUGCAUGAAUCAUAUAGCCGCAAGCAGGUCAUUUUCUCCAAUGGCCAAAUGGUGCAGGUUUUGGAUGAGUUGGUGAGGAAGAAUUUCAGUAUGUGGAGCCAGAAGCUGGACGGUCAGUACAUCAAGAGGCUAGAGCAGCCACUCAUGGUGCGCUGCAAGGACAAGACCGCCAAGGUGGACAUCAAUUUUGACAAUAAUCUAUUGAACAUGUUUUCUGAGAUCCAGUACUGGGAUCGACUUAAGUUUGAGAUCCCACAGAGUGUAUCUGACAUUUGUCAGGACAGGGAGGACUUCAGAGGCCUGAGAGAGGGAACACUGCUGUUGAUCAGGGACUACAACAGGAUCAUUGGAAUGCUGUCUCCUGACGAGCAUGGUCUGUUUUGGGAGAGGAUUCACUUCUUAGAUAAGAAGAUUCAGCCGGGGUUGUCAAGGCUCCUGUGGUUGUCAAAGGGAGCUUCAAACAUCUUCAUCCAAGAGUGUCUUGUACACAUUGAAAAGGUCCGGGUCAUAGUUAAUGAAUACAAAGUAUCCAAUCUAUCAAUUUCCAACCUCUGUCGCCAGAUGAGUGAAGCACUACUGAUUAAACUCAAUGGAAAGACUGCGUACAGGAACUAGGAGUUUGAAGAUGAAGCUCACCAGAAAAGCCAACUCCAAAUACUACGCUCAGUACACCAGGAUAUUGUUGAUACCAUGAACCGCAUUCACAGCACCUUCUCUAAUGAUGGACCUGAGGUGCAGAAUAUGCGAGAGGUGCUGAAUGGAGAGUGGGUGUGGUUCCAGCGGGUUUUGAUUGAGAGUGAUAUCAUGCUGCAAAAGCACAAGGAGAAGUUUAAGAACGGCCUCAUCCUCUCCUCUGAGGAGUUAAAGAAGAAAGUCCAGACAAUGCGCCAGAAUGAUAAUAUCCAAGGUCCGUUUGACAGCAUGCUAAGCACUAAGAUGGCCUUAACUCAAAUAGCUGAGCAUCAUAGUGAACUUGAGACUCUGAAACAGGAAGAGACCACCAUCCUUCAUGGGCUGGGCGUCUUUAAGAUAGAACAGUCUCCCAACAAAGGCAUCCUCACACUGGAAAAGUCUGCAGUGUACAGGGUGAAAAGGAAGGGAGCCAAGACGGUCCCCUGUGGGGCCCCUGUGCUGCAGAUGACCCGGCACUGGAAACAGAUAUGCGAAGAGCUGCAGUGCACUUUUGACCAGAACAGCGCUGAAUUUACCCUGGAGAAGAUGAUCUCUCUGGGCCUGGACAAGUAUGCAGAAAAGAUCUGUGAGAGCUCCGGAGCUGCGAGCAAAGAACUCUCCAUGGAGCAGGGUCUGGAUGACAUUAUUAAGACUUGGAAGGAUACAUUGCUCGACAUAGCACCUUACAAAGAUGAAGGCCACUACCGGCUGAGAGGAACUGAAGAGGUUUUCCAGGCCCUGGAGGACAAUCAGGUUAUUCUGUCAACAAUGAAGGCUUCUCGCUUUGUCAAGGCCUUUGAGCCUCAUCUUUAUUUCACCAUCAAUAUUAUGAAUAUCUAAGGAAAUACAAAAUGGUUAAAAUGAAAACAAACAAGAAAGAAAAAGAAUAUUAAAAAUAUUUUCCAAGGAAAAGACAUCCGAGAGCAACUGCCUAAUGAGUGCAAAGAGUUUCAAGACCUUAGCUCUAAUUGGAAGAUCAUCAUGGGACGACUCUAUGAGAAUAACAACGCUUUGCAAGGAACUAAACACCCGGGCUUGCUGGAGAGCUUAACAGAGAUGAGUGCCAAGCUGGAGGAGAUCCAGAAGGCCCUCGACAUGUAUCUGGAGACCAAGAGGCAGAUCUUCCCAAGAUUCUACUUCCUGUCUAAUGAUGAUGUAGGCAUGUUCUCUGCUGAUGGGGAGUAUAUCAGGUUCCUGGAUGAUGUUAAUCUGGACAGACCUGUGGAGUUGUGGCUGUGUGACAUUGACGCGACCAUGCGUAUUACACUCAAAGACUUGUUAUAUAACUGCCUUGAAGCUCUAAAGAGGAUGACAGGACAGAGAGACAAAUGGGUCAAGGAAUGGCCAGGACAGAUGUUCAUCACAGCAAGUCAGAUCCAGUGGAACACUGAUGUUACAAAAGCUCUUCUUACCAGCAAGGAGAGAUCUGUGAAGUCCUCUCUUAAGUCCAUGAAGAAGAAACAGGUCUCCAUGCUUCAGAGGUAUUCAGAAAGCAUCUGUGGCAACCUCACCAAAGUGCUAUGUCUUAAGAUAGUAGCGCUUGUCACAGUGGAGGUCCAUGCGAGGGAUGUCAUUGAUAAGCUGGCCAAAGCAGGCUGCAGUAACAUUAAUGCCUUUGAGUGGCUCUGCCAGCUGCGGCUAUACUGGGAAAAGGAAAUAGAUGAUUGCAUAAUCCGACAGACCAACACACAUUUCAAGUAUGGAUACGAGUACCUGGGCAACUCUGGACGCCUUGUCAUCACUCCUCUUACUGACAGUCAGGCACAGGGUCUGGUCGUGGGGAGGGGGGUGGCCUUCUGUGGGGGCGUGCUGUUGUGUGCUUCAAACCUGGCAAAGAAGCUGUUGAGGUCGUUCAAAAGAGAGGUGUUGCUGUCACAGCUGCGUUUGGCUUCCCUGAUGCCACGGGACAGGUUGGCCCUCGCUGUUAUCAGGCAGGCUGCGUCCCCAGCUCUGAAGGCGGUGUUCCUGGCCCUCAGUAGCCCGCGUACCUCUCCUGUGGCUGCCUGCUUGAACAUCUCCCAGUCUGUGGUAUCAAAGCAGUCUUGUAGUGCAGCAGAGGCCCCCUCUGGCCACACACGCAUCCACACUGACAUCACAGAAGAUCAAAUCAAACAGGAACUGGACCAACAAGGCAUCAACAUCUCCAAAAUCCACAGGAUAAUCAGCAAAACCACCCAACAGCCAACCACCUUUAUCAAGAUCCUUCUUACCGACCCAAACCAAUCUGCUGGCCUUCUCCACGAAGGCUUCUUUAUGGACCUGUUUCAGUACAGAGUGGAGAAGGCCCGGCCCCCACCCACCAUCCGACAGUGCUUCAAAUGCCAACAGUUUAACCACAUAUCAUCCAACUGCAAUAACCCUGUCAUAUCUCCUCUGCUCAAAGCCACCUCCAACCCCAGCCACUCUCUGAUAAUGGGCGACCUCAAUGCCAAACACACAGACUUUCACUGCAGGAAAACAAACACAAGCGGAACCACACUCAGACAGAUUCUACAGGACACAAAUCUAUCAAUAAUCAACACAAAUGAACCCACCUACAUAUCCCCUCAGACCGGCAAAACAGACAUUCUGGACCUCAUCAUAUGCACCCCCAACCUGGCGACAAGAGUUUCACCACCACCACCACAAACCAUCUCUCAACUGAAGGAGGCUAUAGAGGCGGAGCUUCAACAGAAUGGUUUGCAGGUUUCUGCUUUUGCACUGACAAAAGUCAUCCAACUUUAUGAGACCAAAAACUCUCGACACUCCACCAUGCUGGUGGGAAAGACUGGCAGCGCUAAGAGUGUUACCUGGAGGAUCCUGCAGUGUGCUCUCACUGCCAUGCAUCACAAGGGAGUGCCUGGUUUCCAGUUGGUCCUGGAUUUCCCUCUAAACCCCAAGGCGAUGAGUCUAGGAGAGCUGUAUGGAGAGAAUGACCUCUCAACCAAUGAGUAGAGUGAUGGAGUGCUUUCCACCCUCAUGAGAACUGCCUGCGCAGAUGACAAACCAGAUGAGAAGUGGAUAGUGUUUGACGGGCCUGUUGACACACUUUGGAUAGAGAGUAUGAACUCUGUCAUGGAUGACAACAAGGUGCUAACACUCAUCAAUGGAGAGAGAAUUUCCAUGCCCGAACAGGUGUCUCUGCUGUUUGAAGUGGAGAACCUGGCACAGGCCUCUCCAGCUACUGUGUCCCGCUGUGGGAUGGUCUACAAUGAUUACGCUGAUCUGGGAUGGAAGCCUUUUGUUCAAUCCUGGCUGGACAAACGACACAAGGCUGAAGUGGAACAUUUAAAGCCGAUAUUUGAGAAAUAUAUAGAGAGCACGCAGGACUUUAAGAAGGUCAACUGUAAGGAGCUGAUUCCAAUCACUGAGCUUAAUGGAAUCACCUCAUGCUGCCGUCUCUAUGACUCCCUAGCUACAUCCAGCAAUGGGAUAAACACCUCCGACACAGAAAACCUGGGUAGGAUGGUGGCUCUGUGGUUCGUCUUCAGCCUUAUCUGGUCCAUCUGUGCCUCUGUUGAUGAGGAUGGACGCAGGAAGAUCGACAACUUCCUGCGGGAGAUGGAGGGAACAUUCCCCAUCAAGGACACAGUUUAUGAGUAUUAUGUGGACACCAAGAACAAAAUCUGGGCUUCUUUUGAAGAAAAACUGCCUAAGGGCUGGCGCUACAAUGCAGAGGCUCCAUUCUAUAAAAUAAUGGUUCCUACAGUGGACACAGUUCGCUACAACUUCUUAGUGGAGGCUCUGGUGUUAGGUCAGUACCCAGUGCUGCUCUCUGGGCCAGUGGGCACUGGCAAAACCUCAGUGGCCCAGAGCAUCCUGCAGGACUUGGAUAACAAGUGGACUGCCUUAACUAUCAACAUGUCUUCACAGACAACUUCUAAUAACAUCCAAGCCAUAGUGGAGAGUCGCAUAGAGAAGAGAACCAAAGGCAUGUUUGUGUCAACAGGAGGGAAGCGCCUGCUUUGUUUCCUGGAUGACCUAAACAUGCCAGCUGAUGACCUCUUUGGCUCUCAGCCAACGCUGGAACUGCUGCGCCUUUGGAUCGACUAUGGCUUCUGGUAUGACCGCCAGAAACAGACCCUAAAGUUUGUCAAGGACAUGUUCUUGUUGGCAUCAAUGGGACCUCCUGGUGGAGGGAGGACUCACAUUUCUGGGCGCUCACAGAGUCGAUUCAACCUCAUCAAUAUGACCUUCCCUAAUGAGUCCCAGAUCAGACGGAUCUACAGUACCAUGAUCAACCAAAAGCUGCAGGGGUUUAAGGAGGAGGUGAAGCCCAUUGGAGACAUUCUGACCCAGGCCACCUUAGAACUGUAUUAUGCUGUUUCUGCUUGUUUUCUUCCCACUCCAGCAAAGAUACACUACCUCUUCAACCUCAGGGAUAUCUCCCAGGUGUUUCAAGGUCUGCUAAGAGCUCACCCUGACUUCCAUGAUACCAAAAACAACAUCACUCGACUCUGGAUCCAUGAGUGCUACAGAGUCUUCUCGGACAGGCUUGUAGAUCGCAGUGACAUUGAGGUCUUUACUGCUUUGCUUGGGGAGAAACUGGCCUCACUCUUUGACCUCCCGUUCCACAACAUCUGCCCGAACAAACAGCCACCUAUAUUUGGUGAUUUCCUGAGCGGUUCUGGUGUGUAUGAAGACCUGCUGGAUGUCAAAGGUCUUAAGAAGUUCAUGGAGACGCAGCUGGAAGACUACAACAUGACACCGGGUGUAGUGCCCAUGAGCCUGGUGCUCUUCCGUGAUGCCAUUGAACACAUAACUCGAGCAGUAUGUGUGAUCAGUCAGCUUAGGGGCAACAUGCUGCUGGUCGGUGUGGGAGGUUCUGGUAGACAGAGCCUGUCUAAGAUGGCUGCCUUCAUCUGUGAGUACCAGGUGUUCCAGGUGGAAGUCACCAAGCAGUAUCGCAAACAGGAGUUCAGAGAUAAUAUCAAGAAGCUGUACCGUUUGACUGGUGACAACAACAAGCCUACAGUCUUCCUGUUCAAUGACACUCAGAUUGUAUAUGAGUCCUUCCUUGUGGACAUCAAUAAUAUCCUAAGCUCUGGAGAGGUGCCUAACCUCUACAAGCCGGAUGAGUUUGUUGAGGUAUGCAACGCUCUGUCAGAGUCGGCCAGGAAAGACAAAGUGGUGGAGACUCCUGACUCGUUAUUUCACUAUCUGAUCGAGCGAGUGAGGAACAACCUGCACAUAGUUCUCUGUAUGAGUCCAGAGGGAGAGCCCUUCAGAAACCGCAUCCUUCAAUAUCCGCCGCUGGUAAACUGUGCCUCCAUUGACUGGUUCUGUGAGUGGCCCAAAGACGCCCUGCUGGAGGUAGCUGAGAGGUACUUGGAUGGAAUGAACCUGGGCUCCCUGGAGGGGAUCCAGACAAAGGUUGCCAGUAUCUUUGUGACAACACAUCAGUCGGUAGCGCAGGUCUCUGAACGGAUGAAGUUGGAGUUGAGGAGAUAUAAUUAUGUGACAGCCACCAAUUACCUGGAGCUGGUGUCUGGAUACAAAAAGCUGUUGGCAGAGAAACGCAGUGAAUUGGGAGAGCAGGUGAGCAAGCUGCGUAAUGGCCUAUUCAAGAUCAGUGAUACCCGGGAGAAGGUGGAGGCCAUGUCUGUUGAGCUGGAGGAGGCCAAGAAGCAGGUGGCCGACUUCCAGAAGCAGUGUGAAGAGUACCUGUCUGUCGUCGUACAGCAGAAACGAGAGGCCGUUAAGCAGCAGAUAACUGUGAGUGCUAACAGUGAGAAAAUUGGAGCAGAAGAGUUGCAGUGUAAAGAGAUGGCUGAGAAUGCACAGAGAGACCUGGAUGAGGCCCUUCCUGCCCUUGAAGAGGCCAUGAAGGCUCUGGAGUCUCUGAAUAAGAAGGACAUGACAGAGAUCAAGCCAUACGGCCGUCCUCCAACACUGGUAGAGACAAUAAUGCAGGCUGUCAUGAUCCUUCUGUGCAAAGAGCCUACCUGGGCAGAGGCCAAGAGACAGCUGGGUGAGUCCAACUUCAUCAAAACAUUAGUUAACUUUGACAAGGACAAUAUAUCAGACCGCGUGUUGAAGAAGAUCGGCCAGUAUUGCAGGCAGGCAGAUUUCCUUCCAGAGACUAUCGGCAAAGUAAUGAAAGUGAUAGACUUUCAAAUGCCAGACUACCUGCGUAUACUGGAGAAUGCCAUCCAGUUUGGGAGUCCUGUUUUGCUGCAGAAUGUCCACGAGGAGUUGGAACCCUCUCUCAACCCAGUUCUUAACAAGUCCCUUACACGGGCAGGCGGCAGGCUGCUAUUGAAGCUUGGUGAUAAGGAAGUGGAGUAUAAUCCAGAGUUUCGUUUCUAUAUCACCACCAAACUCUCAAACCCCCACUACACACCAGAAAUUUCUACAAAGACCACCAUAGUCAACUUUGCUGUCAAGGAGCAGGGCCUUGAAGCCCAGCUACAGGGAAUUGUGGUGCGUAAGGAGCGUCCAGAACUAGAAGAGCAGAAGGACUCUUUGGUCAUCAGCAUUGCUUCUGGAAAGAAAAGCCUGCAGCAGCUGGAGGAUGAGAUUCUCAGGUUGUUAAACAGAAAACACAGCAAUGGUUCUCUACUGGACGAUGUGCAGCUGGUGAACACCCUGCAAACAUCCAAAGUCACAGCCACUGAGGUUUCAGAUCAGCUGGAGAGCAGUGAACAGACCGAAAUAGAGAUUGAUUCUGCAAGAGAGGCCUAUCGCCCGUGUGCCCAGCGAGCCUCCAUUCUCUUCUUCAUCCUCAACAACAUGGGCCGCAUCGAUCCAAUGUACCAGUUCUCACUGGAUGCCUACAUUAACCUGUUUAACCUCAGCAUUUAAAAAAGCAAGCGCAGCCAAAAGCUGGAAGAAAGGAUUACCAACCUCAAUGACUACCACACAUAUGCAGUAUACAGGUACACGUGUCGAGGUCUGUUUGAGGCCCACAAGCUGCUCUUCAGCUUCAGAAUGUGUGCCAAAAUGGAUGAGUACAGCUUCUUCCUACGAGGAGGACUUGUUCUUGAUAAGGAGUAUCAGAUGAGCAAUCCAUGUACCAGUUGGCUGACAGACUCCUGCUGGGAUAACAUCACAGAGCUGGAUAAGCUUCCAAAUUUCUCAGGCAUUAUGACCUCCUUUGAACAGCAUCCCCGAGACUGGAACCAUUGGUUCACCAGUGCUGAGCCAGAGAAUGCCACACUGCCAGGUGAUUGGAAUAACCGUUGUAAUGAGCUGCAGAAGAUGUUGAUUGUUCGGUCGUUGCGUCAGGACCGUGUCUCUGUGUGUGUCACCUCCUUCAUUGUAAACAACCUGGGCUCACGCUUUGUGGAGCCGCCUGUUCUUGAUAUGAAGAGCGUUGUGGAAGAAUCCACAUGCAGGACUCCUCUGAUCUUUGUGCUGUCUUCUGGUGUGGACCCCACAGGAGCCCUGUUGCAGCUUGCUGAGGCCUCUGGCAAGAGCAAUCAUUUCCAUGCUCUGUCUCUGGGCCAGGGGCAGGCCCCCAUUGCUAAGAGCAUGAUAGAGGAGGGUGUCAAGACUGGUCACUGGGUGUUUCUUGCCAACUGCCACCUUUCUCUCUCGUGGAUGCCUGAGUUGGACAAGCUGGUGGAGCAGCUACAGGUGGAAAAGCCAAACAAAAACUUCAGUCUCUGGCUGAGCUCUUCCCCACAUCCUGAAUUUCCCAUCACCAUACUGCAGGCUGGCAUCAAGAUGACCCCUGAACCACCAAAGGGUAUAAAAGCCAACAUGAAGCGUCUCUACCAGCUGGUGACCGAGGAUCAGUUCAACCGCUGUUCAAGACCUGUCUUAUACAGGAAGCUGCUCUUCUCCCUCUGUUUCUUUCACAGCAUACUGCUGGAGAGGAAGAAGUUUUUACAGCUGGGAUGGAAUAUAGUCUAUGGAUUCAACGAUUCUGACUUUGAGGUGAGUGAGAAUCUGUUGAGUCUGUACCUGGAUGAGUAUGAGGAGAUUCCAUGGGAUGCACUGAAGUAUCUCAUUGCUGGGGUCAACUAUGGAGGUCAUGUGACAGAUGACUGGGAUAGACGUCUUCUUACCACUUACAUCAACAGCUACUUCUGUGACUCUGCAGUAGACCAGCCCUUCUUUAAGUUGUCCUUCUUAACCUCCUAUUACAUCCCCCGCGAUGGGCCCCAGAUCUCCUACAAGGAUAUAUAUAGCAGUAUGCUGCCGUCCAGAGAGCACCCUGAGGUGUUUGGCCAACACUCUAAUGCAGAUAUAGCCAGCCAGAUCGCAGAGUCCAGGACAUUGUUUGACACCUUACUCUCCCUGCAACCCCAAGUCACAAGUCCCACUGCUGCAAGGGCCAGGCCAAGUAGAGAAGAUAAGGUAUUAGAGCUGCUGUCAGAUGUUCAAGGGAAGAUCCCAGCAUUGACUGACUUUGAGGGCACCCGGUCGUUGCUCCAGGACAACCCUUCACCUCUUAAUGUGGUCCUUCUGCAAGAAAUCCAGAGAUACAACGCACUACUGGACACCAUCAUUUCGUCCCUGGCGGAGCUGGAGAAAGGGAUCAAAGGCUUAGUGGUGAUGUCAUCAAGCUUGGAGGAGACCUUCCACUGCAUCUAUGACGCCGGUGUACCACCACUGUGGGAGAAGGCUUACCCCUCCCUGAAGCCCCUGGCAGCUUGGACCAGGGAUCUUUGCCAGCGAGUCACUCAGUUUGCACGCUGGGCUGAGACGGUUCAGCCCCCCACCUUGUUCUGGCUCUCUGGCUUCACCUUUCCAAACUGUUUCCUCACUGCUGUUCUGCAGUCCUCUACUCGACAGAACAAUUCACAAUGUCUCUUUGAAACUCUUUCAGUGGAUACUCUGUCUUGGGAGUUUGUAGUGUCCACUGUAGAUGACAGCAACCUCAUCUCCCCUCCUAAGGUAUGUACCUGUGUCCAUGUUACUUCUACCCAGUUCGAUCGGGCGGGGCAGGCAGAGCUUCUUUUGUGGUCAGCAUUGAACUCAAAUCUGGAGCUGUGA